Messenger RNA from Raphanus sativus (radish), 2406 nucleotides. RefSeq lists its product as uncharacterized. The record is from RefSeq and is a predicted model, not a curated record. Bases 1 to 2406 code for a protein of 801 amino acids. Lineage: Eukaryota; Viridiplantae; Streptophyta; Magnoliopsida; Brassicales; Brassicaceae. The transcript has 4 exons. Gene Ontology annotation, molecular function: zinc ion binding.
AUGGGUUAUUCUUCUACAAACAUACACUUUGACUAUGAUGGACAAUAUGCGAAAUCAGGAGAUGAUUAUGAAUGGAUUCCAAGCGAUGGUCGUUUGUAUGGUAUAUCCUUUAAGACAUCAUCAUUGGAUGAGAUCACUUAUUCCUGUUUGAAGGAGAGGAUAUGCAAGAAGAAGAGGAUAGAUCCGUGUUUAAAGAGGAUGAAUCUGAGUUACAUUCCACUGGUAGUAGAACCUAAGAGGCAAUCAUAUAUUUUGGAUGAUGAAGAUGUGUAUGUGUAUCUGACAUCAGUGAAUAAAGAGGGAAGAAGAAGUAUUUUGCAUGUAGAGGUCAUCGAAGAAAUGGAGCAACAAUCAGUAGUUGAGAAAGAAAGCUCAUAUGGUGGGAACUAUAGUGAGCUUGCGAGUGGAUUACCCGAAGUUGAAGGUAAUCCGGGUGCACUCACUCUAUUUCCUCGCAUUGAAGAAGCAGAACUAUAUCUGCCGGGGGCUGAACGGGUGGAGAAUGUUGUUAUAAAUGGAAAAAACGACGAAAGAGGCAUUAAUGUUGUUAAUGGAGAAGCCGACGAAAGGGGCAUUAAUGUUGUUAAUGGAGAAGCCGAGGAAAGGGCCGGGGAAGGGGGCGUGGACAGUGAGGGCGACGUGGAUAACUCUAUGGGUGUUCGUCCUAGUUCGUACUAUGUUGAGCUCCCACGUGUUGCAAAAGAAAAACCAGUGGUUAAAGAGUGGGAAGAUGGUUUGGGUCUUCGGUUGUUUCAAGAAUUUGAGAGUAAAGAAGCUGUGAAACAUAUUAUUGAUAGAGCAUCACAAGAGAACUGUUUUGGAAUCAGUAUUUGCAACUCGGACAGGGGUCGAUAUGUGGUGAAAUGUCGUGGAGCAGAUGAAGGUUGUAAAUGGAGUGUGAGAGCAACAAAGAUAAAUAAAUCUGAAGCGUUCUCGAUUAGAACAUACAGGAAUAUGCAUUCAUGCUCUCGCGUAACUUCAAGUACUGGAAAGAAAAUGAAAGUUACACCAAGAUGUGUUGCAGCUAUAGUGCACAAGGAUUAUCCGGGACUAUAUGAGACACCAACAGCGAAAAUCCUGGUCGGUCUGGUGCAAAGGAAACUGGGUGUGGAAGUGUCGUAUACGACAUGUUUGAGAGGAAAAAAACAAGCUGUUGCGGAUAUUCGUGGUGAUCCGGAGAAGGGAUAUAUAAUAUUGCAUGCUUAUUUGUAUAUGUUAGAGAAGGCGAACCCGGAUACAAAAACAAGUUUGGUAGUGGAUAAAAACAACCGGUUCAGAUACCUAUUUGUUGCGUUGGGAGCCUCCAUUGAAGGGUUUGAAUACAUGAGGAAAGUCAUCACUGUGGAUGCAACUUUCCUGAAGACUGUUGAAGGUGGUUGUUUAAUUAUUGCCACGGCUCAGGAUCCAAACCUUCACCAUUAUCCAAUAGCUUUUGCUGUGGUUGAUGGGGAGAAAAACGAAAGCUGGAAGUGGUUUUUCACGACGCUGAAAACUAUUAUACCGGAUUCGACGGAAUUGGUGUUUGUUUCAGACAGAAAUCCAAGUCUGAUAAAAGCUGUUGGUGAAGUGUAUCCGAUGUCUAAACAUGGGUAUUGUAUCUGGCAUCUAUCGCACAAUUAUGACGAUUUUAGGGAGAGGUAUCCAUCGUGUGCUAGGUAUCUUGAUAAAAGUGUCGAAGUCAAACGGUGGGCGAAGUGUCAUUUCCCCGGUGCUAGGUACAACAUAGACACCUCUAAUUGUGCGGAGUCUUUGAAUGCGCUAUAUGAAAAGGCGCGAAGGAUGUCUUUAUUGCCUAUGCUUGAUACAGUUAUUGAUAAAAUGUCUGAGUGGUUCAACAGACAUAGGAAGGAUGCAGCAGAAGGACCGUCAUCUCGAAAAUUGGUUCCUUUGGUGGAGAACAAAUUGCAUAAGAGAACACCGAAAGGUUCAAAACUUACAGUGACUCCGCUGAACACUUUUCAGCUUGAAUACAGUGUUAUUGGAGAAGACGGGAAGACUUAUUCUGUGGAUUUGCAACAGAAAACGUGCAGAUGCAGGAAGUUUGAUAUAGAUAAAUACCCAUGUAGACAUGCAAUAAGAGCUAUCAUUAAGUGUUUGCAGCAUGAUAAACCAUUACAGUUGAGUGACAUGUACGAUUUCAUCUCGAAUUAUUACUUCAUUACAACAUGGGCGAAAGCGUUUCGAAGGACUAUAUAUCCAGUCCCUCAUAUAACUCAUUGGCUGGUUCCAAAAGAAGUCGCGGCGGUGAAGUGUCCUCUACCUCCAGACUACAAGAAAAAAAAAGGAAGACAUCAGGAAAAAAGGCAUCCUUCGGCGGGAGAAAGUCGGCCCCGUCCCCGUCCUAAUAACUAUGUUGAGAAAUCUGAAUACAUCAAUGUUAGCUAUGUUUUUAGCUAUGUUAGCUAA